AUGAAAACAAACGAAAACCAAGAAAAAGUACAUACUGAGAAGAAAAAUAAAGAAUCGGAUAAAAAACAAGAACCAAGAAUGCCAAAUAUUAAAGUGUUUACUGGGUGCUCACACCCUGAAAUUGCAACAGAGAUUGUCAAGCGCCUCGGUAUCGACUUAGGGAGAGCCACCACCAAGAAGUUCAGCAAUAAAGAAACAAAUGUCGAAAUUGGAGAAUCUGUAAGAGGUGAGGAUGUGUAUAUCGUUCAAAGUGGAUGUGGAGAAAUAAACGACAACCUAAUGGAACUACUAAUCAUGGUUAAUGCCUGCAAAAUAGCAUCAGCUUCUCGUGUAACAGCAGUUAUACCGUGUUUCCCCUACUCGAGACAAGACAAGAAAGAAAAAAGCCGUGCGCCUAUUACAGCUAAACUACUUGCAAAUUUAAUUUCGGUAUCAGGAGCAGAUCAUGUAAUUACUAUAGAUUUACACUCAUCCCAAAUCCAAGGUUUCUUCAACAUUCCUGUUGAUAAUCUGUACGCUGAGCCGGCUAUAACGAAAUGGAUAAAAGACAACAUUCCAGAAUGGAAGAGCAGCGUUAUGGUAUCACCAGACGCAGGUGGCGUGAAGAGGAUGACUUCUAUCGCUGACAAUCUGGACAUAGAUUUUGCUAUCAUCCAUAAAGAGAGACAGAGAGCUAAUGGCGAAGAAUCAACUGUAUUAGUUGGAGACGUAAACAACAGAACGGCAAUUAUGGUUGAUGAUCUAGCGGACACAUGUGACACUAUAUUAAAAGGGGCGGAAAAACUCAAGGAAGCUGGUGCAAAUAAAAUUUACGCCAUUUUAACACACGGAGUGCUUGCAGGAAACGCUAUUGAUAAAAUUAAUAAUUCGUGUUUAGAAGCCUUAGUUGUCACUAAUACAAUACCGCAAGAAAAAAAUAUGAAAUUGUGUCCUAAAUUGCAAACUAUUGAUAUUUCGGUGAUGUUAGCUGAAGCUAUAAGACGCAUUCAUUAUGCUGAAUCUGUCUCAUAUUUAUUUUCAAACGUUCCUUACUAA
This is a messenger RNA of Parnassius apollo (apollo), 1035 nucleotides long. Lineage: Eukaryota; Metazoa; Arthropoda; Insecta; Lepidoptera; Papilionidae. The record is from the annotation of a GenBank genome assembly.